Messenger RNA from Talaromyces marneffei, 1590 nucleotides. RefSeq lists its product as uncharacterized. The transcript has 3 exons. NCBI's taxonomy places the organism in Eukaryota, Fungi, Ascomycota, Eurotiomycetes, Eurotiales, Trichocomaceae. Gene Ontology annotation, molecular function: aldehyde dehydrogenase (NAD+) activity. Gene Ontology annotation, cellular component: cytoplasm. The record is from RefSeq and is a predicted model, not a curated record. Gene Ontology annotation, biological process: aldehyde metabolic process. The coding region runs from base 1 to 1590 and encodes 529 amino acids.
AUGGUUGUCAACGACGAAUCCAUCAAUAUCCGUCCACUGGAGUACACUCCAGUGGAAACCAUCCAGAAGAAAGUCGCUGCGGCGCGAGACGCCUUCUAUGACUCCAAAACUCGACCAGUGGAGUUCCGAAAACUCCAGCUCCGGAAGCUAUACUGGGCCAUCCGCGAUAAUCAAGAUCGCAUCUGUGAAGCGCUGGCGCGCGAUAUGGGAAGACCCUCAUACGAAACUCAAGUAACCGAGGUCAUUUGGCUACUAGGAGAGAUCUUGUUCACUCUGAAGAAUCUCGAUAAAUGGCUCAAGGAUGAACCCGCUCCCGAUAUCCCUUUCAUCUGGAAGCCACUAGCCCCCAAGAUCCGAAAAGACCCCAUGGGUACUGUUUUGAUUAUCGGUGCAUGCAACUACCCCCUCCUACUCACAAUCUCGCCACUGAUCGGUGCUAUCGCCGCCGGUAACACCGUUGUGCUCAAACCCAGUGAACAGCCUGCCAAUGCGGCUCAGGUAACGCAGGAAAUCUUCGAGUCUGCUUUGGACCCUUCCUGCUACACCAUUGUCCAGGGUGCUGUUACUGAAAUGCAGGCCCUCUUGGCCGAGAAAUGGGACAAGAUCUUCUUCACUGGUAGCCAGAAUGUCGGCCGUAUUGUUUCCAAGGCCGCUGCACCCCACAUGACCCCCGUUGUCUUGGAGUUGGGAGGUCUGAACCCUGCCAUCGUCACUCGACAUGCCGAUCCCCGUAUUGUGGCUCGUCGACUACUAUGGGCCAAGACCAUCAACGGCGGACAGACCUGCACAGCUCAAAAUUACAUUCUUGUCGAGAAAUCCUUGUUGCCUGCAUUGGUUGACGAGCUCAAGAAAGCAUACAAAUCUUUCUACCCUAGCGGCACCAGCAAAGGACCCGACUUUACACGUGUUGUCAAUGACAAGGCAUUCCAGCGUUUGAAAGCCAUGUUGGAUAACAGCAAGGGUAAAAUCCUCAUGGGAGGCACCAUUGACGAAAAGGAGCGAUAUAUCGAGCAGACUUUCAUUGAAGUGGACUCUAUUGAAGACUCAAUGGUCAUCAACGAGGCCUUCGGUCCCAUCUGCGCCGUCAUGACUGUCGACAGCGUCGACGAGGCCAUCAGUCUCGCUCGCAAAGUCCAAGACACCACACUCGGUGUAGCCGUCUUUGGUAACUCAGCAGACCACCAGAAAGUCAUGGCCGGUCUUCGAUCUGGCGGCGUUUCUCUGAACGACGCCCAACCACACGUCAACACUCUCGCCUUUGGCGGUGUCGGCGAAAGUGGUACUGGCGCCUAUCGUGGCCGGUCCAGUAUUGACGUCUGGUCUCAUAAACGUCCGUACACCAACACACCAAAGUGGAUGGAAUCCCUGCUCGAUGUUCGCUACCCGCCAUAUACUUCCAGCAAGUUACGAAUGGUCCAGAUGUCGAUGAGCGGCACGCCAGACUUUGACCGGGAAGGUCGCCAGAGCCGAUUUACUUGGCUGAAGUACAUUAUUGGAGGAACGCCAACAUCGUCCGCGGUUCGUGUCGCUGCUUAUGCCAUCAUCGUCUACCUCAUCAGAGCAUAUCUGAAACGAACAAGCAAACUUUGA